UGAAGUUGCACACCCAAACAGCGCGUACAGAAAGCACGGGGCAGAAUAUGGGUCUCUGGAUUUUCAACAUUGUGACUUUCUUCUGGAUUGCAACGAGGCUGUCUACAAGUUUGGAAUUUCCUAUUGAUCCAACAAGUGGCCCAACCAUCACCCCUACCGAGUUCCUGGACAAGCUGCUGGGCCCAACAUCUGGUUAUGAUCACAGGAUCCGGCCCAACUUUGGAGGACCUACAGUAAAUGUCAAUUGCAGCGUUUACAUCAAGAGCUUUGGAUCGAUUGAAGAAACUACCAUGGACUACCAGGUGACAAUCUUCCUGCGGCAGAAGUGGAUCGACCCUCGGCUGACUUACAGCCACUACCCUGAGCCCUACUUGGACCUCGACCAGUCCAACAUUCAGUACAUCUGGAGACCUGACCUCUUCUUUGACAAUGAGAAGAGUGCCUAUUUUCACGAGGUCACGACUGACAACAAGAUGUUGAGGAUAUUCAAAAAUGGCUUGGUUCUUUUUACUGUGAGGCUGACAUUGACACUUUCCUGUCCCAUGAAUCUGCGCAACUUCCCCAUGGACACACAGAUGUGCUACAUGUUCCUGGAGAGCUUUGGUUACACCAUGACGGACCUGAGCUUCCACUGGGAUGAAGAGGAGCCCGUGAUCAUCUCCAAGGACCUUGUCCUGCCACAGUUUGUGCUGAGCAGCAAGAUCGACACCGACUCCUGCGACAAGCUGUACAGCAGCGGUCACUUUUCAUGCAUUUCAGCAAGAUUCGUUUUGCAUCGUGAGAUGGGCUUCUACCUGAUCCAGCUCUAUGUGCCCAGUGCGCUAAUCGUCAUAAUUUCCUGGGUCUCCUUCUGGAUAAACAUGGAGGCAGCCCCAGCCCGUGUGGCGCUGGGGAUCACCACGGUCCUCACCAUGACCACACAGAGCACGGGAGCAAGAGCGUCACUGCCUAAGGUCUCCUACAUCAAAGCGGUGGAUAUUUGGAUGGCGACGUGCUUGCUGUUCGUGUUCGCCUCACUGCUGGAGUACGCCGCAGUGAACGUGACAUCCAGGCAGAGCCAGGGGUUCAUGAAGAAGAGCAUAAAGAGGAGCAUGCCCAUAGACCCGGAAAUAGAGGCCAGUGCGCGGAAAAAGUUCAUUGCCCGUGCUCAGCAAAUAGAUACAUUUUCUCGUCUCUUCUUCCCACUCUCCUUCUUGGUCUUCAAUAUCCUUUACUGGGUCACCUUCAAGGUGAUGCUGAAGAAAUGACUCCAAGUGCCGCCACGAUCCACGUCCCCAUUGUUUUGUCGCAGCAGAAGCGGCGGCAGAGGCAUCAGCCAAAGUGAAUGCUUGUAAACAUUGAAGGCAUAUCAAUUUUGUUUAUUUGAUAUCAGAUGAAAACAAAUGUUUUCAUUAAAACUACAGUACCGUGUCGCAUAUCCGACUAUCAAUUGAUCAAAUAAUCGCCACAUCUCGUGCUGCAUCCUGCAUCCUUCAACUAUAAUUUUAAGAAAUAUUCGCACAUCCGACCUUUUCUCAUAGUCGCCUGUAGGGCUGAACGAUUUGGGGAAAAUAUCUCAUUACGAUUUUUCUUACAGAUAUUGCGAUUUGAUUUGAGAUUAUUUUUUUUAAGUCAAGCUUCAGUUCAAUAUUCAUUGUGUAAUAGAUUUUAAAUGUGAUGGAGCAUUACCACAUGUUACCAUCAACAUAUGAACUGCUCUAUAUAAUUCUAAUGCAAGGAUGAGAAAUUAAAAUAUAUGAAUUGCUUCCAACAUGUAUGUAUUAAAAUAUUUUCAUUGAAAUAUAACAAUCAAACAUAGAACAAUUGUUAAGUUAAAUAAAUACAGUUAUAAAAAAAAAUCAUUCCAAUAAUAAAGUAAUAGGACUUUUCAAAUGGCAAAAAAUAGCAGACUUUGCGAUUUGCUAAUCGCAUUGUUUCAAAUUUCGAUUUGAAAUCGAUUAAUCAUACAACCCUAGUUCCCAGUGAGUCGGAUACGUGGCGUUGCACUGUAUGAACUUCUAAAGAACUGUAUGUACUUUACAUAUUCGCUGGGUCAUGCAUUUUUAUUACCAGGCUCAUGUAAGCGACAUUUCAUGGCAUGUUUUAAACAUUUUAAACAAAUGUGAUGCCAUAGGAUGUUUUAUACAACCACAAAGCAUUGCAGUUUUUCGUUAGAAUUCAUGUGGUAUAUAUAUGGGCAAUUGUGUUGUCCCAGUAAUAUUUUCCACUGCAUAGUUUAACUUCACGGAUAAUUAAAUAAUAGCCUAAGAGUUAGGUAAAAGCCAAAGGCGCAGCCCUGUGAUUUCUUGCUCAAGCCACUUCUGGCAGAAGGGCCUUCGCGACAGCGAGCAGGAGGGAAUUUGAACGAUCCUUCCAGGCUGGCCAGAUGUUUUGAAAGAUAUUCGGAGUACCCACAGUUUUCCCCACCACGGACGCGACCUGCCGGUCAACUGUGGCAUUACACAUUUAUAUUGCUAGGUGUACAGGGUUGGGGGAAUUUUAUGAAACUUGCCCCACUGUUUUGAUUGCCACACCGGGAGAUUGAAUCAAACGAGGCGACCUCUGUAUUGCAUGUCCAGUGUGCUGACCAUUAACACCAUGGCAGAAAAUGAAAGCAUAUAUACUGUAGUUCAAUUUCAUUUUGGACACAUUUGCUGCUAUUGGUACAAAGAUUAAAAAAUAUUUACAUAUGUAACUACUCCAACUUGCUCACCCUCGCUGACGCAUUCAAAGCCUUAUAUUGUUUUUUACGAAGUGUCUUUUCAUGGGCAGCUCGGAAUUGUGUCAUUUAACCUUUGUUAUGUUCGUGAUGUAUUGUGCUAUGCCUUGGUUUAAUUUGCACGUUGCUGCAUGGAAAGACCUUUACAGAGGUCUGUGUAACGGUUUUUACGUAUGGAAAUAGGACAUCUCAAUUCUUACGACCACAAGCAGGGACCCGCCAUAGUAUACACAUACAUGAAUCUGCAACUGCGACGGUUGGGGUACAGAAAUAUUUUUUUCGCGACAGUGGGGACUGAUGAUGACGACAAAUCUCCCUGCAGUUUAGACAUUCUCAAUUGUUCUGUUCAAGGUUGGUGAGACCCACUUUUGUUGUCAUUCGGUCGUUUUACAUGUGGAGAAUAGACAUUGUAAAUGAGUUGUAGACGAAUCCAAAGAGUACCAAGGGAUUUCAGGUUAUUUUGUAUUGCCAGGUGAGAACUCCAAGACCGACGGAGUCUUAUUUGGAAAAGUGACCUGCAUCUCCAAAAUAACAAAAGCAAAACAAAUAAAAUUAAGUUCAGCAAUGGGCAAUAUAGAAAUCACAACAAAACAACUGUGAUUUUAAGUCUUGAGUUGAAGCUUUCGUGACUGCAAGAAUCCAUACUCUUUGGUUCUUUCGGUAAAGUCACGUAAUUAUAAAUAAAAUAAAACAAAUCACGACGUUUCGAUCGCAAUACAAGCGGUCGUCAUCAGGCAAAGGAGUUAGCCUCUAAAGACAAACUGUUUAUAAAGGUUUGGGGAUGGGCGUAGCCCAAGUGUAUCAACAGCACCAGGAACAAAAUUGUUUUAUUCGCAAAGCUUUUUCUCCAACCACGGAGAAACAACCCCCGGAGAAGCUGAUCAAAACCAUCACGUUACCAUACAUACAGAGGCGUAGCUAGGGGGGGGCAGGGGGGUACAUAUGUCCCCGGGCGCCAAGGUAAAGGGGCGCCAAAAUGAGGAUUACAACUUUACAUUAUAACUUAUUGCGGCGGGCGCGGCAGCCUGAAACUACUGCAAAAAUCUACACCUCAACCUAAAAGUUCAUAUAUCCCGCCACACACAGCCUACAUGUCAUGUAAUUACAUUUUGGUACGUGGAAAAUUUGAAUACGGAUGAGGAUAAAAAUGUUGGAAACUUUCUCGCGCUGAUCAAACUCGUUGCUCAGUGUGACCCAUUGUUAGCAAAACACGUACAGCACGCAGGAGAAACUCCGGGAUCAGUUUCUUAUUUGUCACCGGAAAUCCAGAAUGAAUUUAUCCACAUACUUGCGUCGACUGUAAAGAACGAAUUGUUGAGUGAUAUCGGGAAAAACAAGUACUACGGUAUCUUACUUGACUCAACUCCUGAUCUAGGACAUCGGGAACAGCUUUCUCAGGUCGUAAGAUUUGUGGAUUUUCAAACUAAAAAAGUAACUAUCAAAGAAUAAUUUUUAGGUUAUAUCGAGAUACAUGCAAAAGAUGCAGCAAGCCUAGAAAGAGUCAUCGUCGAGAGACUGAAAUCUGACAACAUACCUCUAUCCGACUGUCGGGCACAAUGUUAUGACAAUGCUGCUGUGAUGACUGGGCAUAUAUCCGGCCUUCAACAACGAAUAUGUGACAAAAAUCACAGAGCAUUGUUUGUCAACUGUGACAACCACAGCUUAAACUUAGCAGGAGUACACUCAGCUAAACAGGAACCACUUGUCGUCACAUUUUUUGGAACAUUUGAAAGUAUAUAUUUGUUUUUCUCUCGUUCAACAAUUCGUUGGGAAGAGUUAAAAAAAGCUGUGCCCAUCACAGUAAAGCGGGAAUCUGAAACACGCUGGAGUGCACGAUCAGAAGCUGGUAAAGCUAUCUAUGAAGGACUGGAUGAACUAGUAGGGCUGCUAGACAAAUUAUCGGAGGACGUAACUAUGACGCCUGAAACCAGAAGUGAUGCAGAACAGUUACAGGUGUAACUCACUACACAAGCAUGCGUAUUAAAUUUUAACUUCAUAGUUUUAUUACAUUUCUGUAAUGUCAUUCUUGGAAAAAUUGAUCGUGUUCAGAAUAGCUUACAGGAUCAUACUAUGAAUUUCAAGGAAGCAGCAACUGAUCUUAAAUCUUUGGAGCAUUAAUUUGUCAAGCUUCAUGAUGAUUUGAGCCAAGUUGCUGUAGAAAACGCCAAAACAAGAUUAACAGCAGGGGGAUCGAUAUGGACAGAAGAAUUAGGCGACGUCGGAAGAUGCCAGGAGAACUGGCAAGAGAUGCAGGACUUUCAGCAGAAGAAGAAAUUGUGCGCGUUAUGAAGUGUAUUUUAUCGACUUCAACAGGAGAUGUCAACACGGUUUUUACGACUAAAAGACCUGAACAUAAAAUUUGGAUUUCUGCUGGACGUCAAAACUCUUCUAUCCGACACAGAUGUCGAUACAAUUCGUCGAAAUUGCACAGAUUUUGGAAAUUUCUAUGACACCGACAUCAAUGGCCACGAAUUUUUCACAGAAAUUGGAGAUUGCAAAAUGCUGCUCAGUAACCAGAAUGAAGUUCUACCAGAAACUCCUUUGGAUCUUCUUGGUUUUUAUUGUGUUUUAUGGAGGCGACAUAUUUCCGAAUUUGCGAAUUUCACUGCAAAUUUUAUUAACAAUAGCAGUUUCAAUUGCAAGCUGUGAGCGGUGGUUCAGCAAAUUGAAACUUAUUUUGUCGUAUUUGCGUGCUUCAAUGGGACGAGAUCGUCUCAGUGAUCUUGCUCUUCUUAGCGUUGAAAGAGAAACAUUGGAAAAAACAGAUUUUGAUUACGUGAUUGACCAGUUUGCGACAGUGAAAUCAAGAAAAAUGUUUCUUUUGUAGACUAUGUCAACCAGUCUACGACAGUGACUGAGUGAGCCAUGUAAUAUAAUUUCUAUAAAUUUGCUUCUUUAAAUACAAUAUUUCAUUACAAUUUAAAUUGUUAUUCCUUAUUCGAUGUAAUAGGAAAAUGUGAUUAAACGGGGGGGGGGGGGGGGCGCCAAUUUUAUAAUUCGUCCCCGGGCGCAAAAUAUCCUAGCUACGCCUCUGCAUACAUAGCAGGUGUUACCAAAAAUAUUUCCAAAAUCUUAAACAAACACAAGAUCCAAGUCCGAUUCAAUACAGUACACAAAAUCCGUGAUCUAAUCCCAUCUGUGAAGGAUGUAAUUCCUGACAUGCAAUAUCCUGGAGUUUACAAACUGAGUUGUACCUGCGGUACCAGUUACAUUAGGGAAACGAAACGACAUGUCUCGGACCGUGUUCGUGCACACAAGGCAGAUCUGAAAUACGGCAGAACCAAUACCUCUGCCGUAACUGACCAUUGUUAUAACGCUGUGGGCUCGCAUGAUAUUGUGUUUUCUGAGACCAAGCUACUCUGCAAACCUUCGGGGUACUAUCAAAGGUUUGUUCAUGAAGCCAUCCAGAUAUAUAAACAUAGACAUAACUUCAACCAAGAAGAUGGAUACAAAUGUAGCAAUCAUUGGAAAGAUGUUAUUAACCAGGUAAAAUCUUAACUGUUUAUGGUUGUUCCAUUAUGUCUGCCGGGUACUAGUCUAUUUUUACGAGUUAAUUCCCCCCCCGCAUCCCCAGCCUUCCCAGUCUCCCAUUUUCAGCCCCGUCCACUCCCCCCCCCCCCAGCUUCACGUCCUCUCUCCCCCGAGCGCUCGCGCAGCCCCCCCCCCCCAUCCCCUACCCCCUCCCCCCUCUCUCUCUCCCCCCUUGCUCCUCCCCCCUUUCUUAC
Molecule: messenger RNA, 6423 nt
Organism: Lethenteron reissneri (Far Eastern brook lamprey)
Lineage: Eukaryota; Metazoa; Chordata; Hyperoartia; Petromyzontiformes; Petromyzontidae
Product: glycine receptor subunit alpha-3-like
Biological process (GO): monoatomic ion transmembrane transport
Cellular component (GO): plasma membrane
Molecular function (GO): transmembrane signaling receptor activity; glycine binding; transmitter-gated monoatomic ion channel activity
Source: RefSeq, a predicted model, not a curated record